ACGACACGGAAGCAUAUAAAUACCACGUACGAGCCAUAUUCAAGCUCGAUUGUUGCCAUGACUACCAGAAACCUCAAUAAAACCUGGCGCGACGUUGUCGUCGAUCAGUAUGCCGCUGACUUUGACGCCGAUGUUCCAUUCCCCGUUCGGUAUCUGAUCAACGCCGAUGUGUGGAAGAAAGAUAUUUUUAUCGAGAUUCCAACCAAAUCCCCGUGGAGACCUUGCGCCGCUCCGUGUUGACUUUCGUCCGCGCAAAGCGCCUUGACUCUGAUCCGGCUUACCGAGACGAGAACAUCUCCGUUAGAGCCCGUGUAUCUUACCUCGAAAGACAAGCUCGAGAAGCUAACAAACAACAUGAUGAUCCCGGUUCUGCAUCACAGGAUUCUGCUACCGUCGCUGGCGAUGCUGGCGAUUCUGGGGAAAGCCACUAGAGCAUGGGACUUUGUCGUCUACAGUGACCGUAAACCACUCCAUCGGCGCACUACAUAAGUUUUGUCAU
This is a messenger RNA of Aspergillus novofumigatus IBT 16806, 499 nucleotides long. RefSeq lists its product as uncharacterized. The record is from RefSeq and is a predicted model, not a curated record. Bases 58 to 240 code for a protein of 60 amino acids. Lineage: Eukaryota; Fungi; Ascomycota; Eurotiomycetes; Eurotiales; Aspergillaceae. The transcript has a single exon.